GCCACACUCGUGUGUCCUCCAUUAUAAUUAUUUUCCUUUCACUUCCCUUUCUCUACCCAAAGUGUAGUUGAGGUGAUUUGGCUUAAAAAAUGGAUGUAUUUUCUAGAAGAUGCCAGAGAGAUUGGAGUGAAGUGGGACAGUUACUUAUUUGCCACAAGCUUAGAUGCUCUCUUAUAGCUCACCCAACUAAGGUUAAUUGUGAGGAGGGGAAGCAGUCCUGUGCACACAGCAGAGGCUUCAUACGAUUUCCAGUGAGAUUUGCCAUCCAAACUCAUCUUGUACUCUUUGCAGCUCCAUGGCUCUGAGGAAUCCUUCUGCAUACUCUUGGAAUAGUGUUUCUCAACCUGACUGGUUGAGAGAGAAUAAAAAGCCUUUUAUUCUUUUCAGGGUCACUAUAUACCUUUUUUGUUUAGGACUGAUCCAAAGCCAUUCUCACUUACAUCAUUGUAUCUGCCAGGGUCCAACCAGGAAACAGAAACACCCAGAUUAUUUGUUAAAGAGAAAAUUUAGUGCAGGAAAUUGGCUACACAUGAAGAGGCUAAGAAGCUAACCAGCAAAUAGACAAUCAACCCAGAGGUUAGCAAUUUUAGGAAGCUAUGAUCUUCCCUAGUAGGGGAAGGAUAAAGUAGGGAAAGGAUGGUGUUACUAGAGUCUAGGAGUCACCAAUAGAAGCUCAAGGACUUCUCAGUCCAAGGCAGGGAGAGAUGGAAAGAUUCAGUCCUCCUUCUGCUGUCUAACUUCCCAUAGUUCCUCCCAUUGACCAAACCAGCUGGAGGCCAGCUGACACCCAGAGCUUGGGAAAUAGGCUUCAGAAGUCAGUUCCCUAUGAUACAGAGCAGGGUAAGGCAUCUAUCCGAGGACAAACAGCUCUCAACCAGCAUAGUCUUCUGUUACUGGAAUUAACCUUGUUCUGGAAUUUAUUAACAUAGAAUUUUUAAUGCAAUCUUCCUGCAUACCUUUCACACACCAGUUGGUAUAAUGAUAUAUUCAUUCUUACAUCCAGAUUUUUCAUUCUUUUCCCUUCUUUGUGUAACUUGAAUUACCUUGGAGAUGACACGUAACAGCCACUCAACCAGCUCAAUGGUGUUUGAAACUCAUAAAUAAUAAUUAUGUCAUUAACUACUUUCACAGUCAAUGAAGCACUUUCACAUAUACUGGUUGAUCUCAUAAAAACUCUGAAUAGUUAUUAUUAUCCCCAUUUUAUGGAUAUCGGAGUCUUGGAGACUUUAUAUGAAUUGCUUGGAGGCUUUAUAUGAAGUCUGCUUGGAGACUUUAUAUGAAUUGAAAAACAAAUCCUGGAGCCAGAAUUCAAACCCUGGUCUGUCUGGCUCUAAAUCUGAUAAUUUUUCCAUGCUGCCUCAUGAAAGAAGGAGUUGCCCAGAGGGAACAACAGUAGUUUUUCUGGGCUGGUUGGCUGAUUUUAGGAGGAAGGAGAAAAUACAUUUUAAAUUUGCAAAAAUUUUCUCAUUGACCCAGAAAUUAAAAUUAUGCUCAGGGCAUGACUUCGGGCCUAUCUAACAUUCCAGUCUAAACAAUUAUAUUCUCCCUGAAGAAAUCACAAUCUUUCCCUGUACAUAUCUAGAUUUGGCAUUUCAGUAUAAAUUGAAAUGGCUGUUCUAGAAGGGUCAUUGUCACAGCAGCAUCUACCAUCCCAAGCCUGACAGUGGGGGUGAGGGAGGAAGGCAGUGGGGAAAGUCCUUGGUUUCCAUUUCCCUGUCUGUUUUCAAUAAAAUAUAGGACACCCCGUGAAAUUUGAAUGUCAGGUAAACAAUGAAUUUCUUUAGUGUAAGUAUGUGCCAAAUAUUGCAUGGGACAUAUUUGCACUAAAAAGUUAUUUAUUGUCUAUCUUACAUUCAAAUGGCAUCUCGUAAUUUGCUAAGUCUGGCAGCCUUAUUUCCAGUUGGGCAGUGAUCCCAAGGUUGUUUUGUGUGUGUGUGUGUGUGUGUGUGUGUCCUGUGCAGAUCCUAAGGACAAAGCCCAUAUGGCUCUGCUUCUGCCAUCUGUGCCCUGUACAUGCCAUGAGGUAGUACUUCCUGCACAGGUGCAGAAAUGGAAGGAGGGCCGGGAAGGGGAUUCCCAGUGUCCAGCAAAUACUGAUGAAUUCUCAAUUGGAGGUUCCCUUUGUGGUAAGGAGCGCUGACCUGACCUGAAAUGAAGGUUAAAGUUGAUUUACCUGGUUUUGCUUUGCUUUUCUGUUAGUCUGUUUUCACUGGUGAGUAUUAAAAUCUGACCAUGAAGUUAAAAUUAGCCUCAGAGAUGUGUAAACUUAUUCAAAGAAAGAGGAAGAGGAAGGGGCCCAAGAUGGCCUGGGUGUGUGAGGCAGAAAGGUCUGUGGGUCCCAUGGAAUGGGUGAGGAGGUUCAUUUCAGUGCUGGUGCUGCUGGCCUAGGAGAAGCCUAGGGAGCAGGCCCUGUGGUCCCUUCUGGGGAGAUGUCAAGGAGAGGAUGGAGCAGAAGAAAUGCUGGGGCCAGGCACUUGCAUCUGUUUGUGAGGAAGCAGAGCUGAGAAAGGAAUGUCACUGGGCUAUAAGCCCUCCCAAUAGGAGGGCAGUCAGUUCAACAGCACCCUCAGGGAGAGAAAUUAUGCUGGUUACUCAUCCUGGAGCUCAGGGAAGGGGACCUCGGUGGGGGCUGCUCUCAGCCCUGCUACUAAGUUGAUCUGGAACCUUAAAUAAGCCCUUAGUGUCUCUGGGCCUUUGAAUGUUCUCCUGUAAAAAUGCAAUGGCAGAGAAUAUAAUAUAUUUCCAUUAUGGUUUUGCUUAGUUCUAAAAUUAUAUUGGUAUAUGUAUAAUUUUAAGCCUUCUCAUGGUUCCUGUUCUGUGUUCACUGGCCAGGUAAGAGGGCUGGCAACCACACCUCAUCAAUAAUCCUUAUUAUACCUGAAGAUUACUUUUCAUUUGCCCCUUAGUUUUUUUCUCUUAUUCAGGCAAACUAUCAAAGUCCUUUUUUGCAAAAGGUUGUAUUCAAAUGAGUCAAAACCAACGAGACCUACCCUCCUAAAAGCCUCAUGUCAACACAGCAAUUAGUAACUCUACAGGACCAGAAGCUACAAUUAGUAUUUCAGUCCCGGUUCACCAUUCUUUUGUUCAUUCAUUCAUUCAUUCAUGCAGCAAAUAUUUACUGAGUUCAGGCAAUGCAUCAGGCAGAUUUGAGCUUUGGGAGGAAAACUUCAACAGAACUACAAAAUGUGGCAAACUCUGGGUGACCUGAGAUCCGGUUCCUCAAGUCCUUUGCCUCUGUCUUCUGUUGGUGGGCUCUUAGAAGUUUCAGUAUUCAGCCACCUGUCCAUCAAGUGGUAGAGGCAAAACAAAAAUAAGUUCUUGUCAACAGUUGUAGUGAAAGGUUGAAAGUAUUGGCUAACUUGAGGUAUUUGAAUGAUCUGUGGGUUUCCACCUCCUGAUAGCUGUGGGCCUCUAAGACCAGACAUAGCUGGGAACUGGCUCCUUCUACCAAGAGUGCAAAGCAGCCCUCUGGGAUGUCCUUCUCUUACUCACUUCUUCCUUGCCCUCUGUCCACAGUGCUGCACUUGAGAUGGAGUUACUGCCCCUCUGGCUGUGCCUGGGUUUUCACUUCUUGACAGUGGAAUGGAGGAAUCAAAGUGGAAUGGCCACGGCAGCUUCCCAAGGGGGCUGCGAGUUGGUUGAUGGAGUAGCCAAUUGCCGAGGGCAGAACCUUGCAUCAGUGCCCAGCGAUCUCCCUCCCUACUCCCAGAUGCUCAUCCUGGAUGCCAACCCGCUUAAGAUCCUGUGGAACCGUUCCCUCCAGCACUACCCUCUCCUGGAGAGCCUCAGUCUGCACAGGUGCCACCUGGAGCGCAUCGGCCGAGGCGCCUUCCAAGGGCAGGCCCGUCUGCGCAGCCUGGAGCUGCCCGACAACUCCCUCUCAGAGAACUACAAGGAGACAGCGGCUGCCUUCCACCACCUGCAGGCUCUGCAGAGGCUGGACUUGUCAGGGAACUCCCUGACAGAAGACAUGGUGGCCCUCAUGCUCCAGAACCUCUCUUCGCUGGAGGCUGUGUCCCUGGCGAGGAACACCAUCAUGAGGCUCGACGACUCUGUCUUUGAGGGCCUGGGGCACCUCAGGGAGCUGGAUUUGCAGAGAAACUACAUCUUUGAGAUUGAGGGUGGCGCUUUCGAUGGCUUGACUGAGCUGAGACACCUCAACCUGGCCUAUAACAACCUCCCUUGCAUCGUGGACUUCAGCCUCACACAGCUACGGUUCCUCAAUGUCAGCUACAACGUCCUGGAAUGGUUCCUGGCGUCAGGGGGAGAGGCUGCCUUUGAGCUGGAGACGCUGGACCUCUCCCACAAUCAGCUGCUCUUUUUCCCACUCUUGCCCCAGUGCAGCAAGUUGCACACGCUCCUGCUGCGGGACAACAACAUGGGCUUCUACGGGGACCUGUACAACACCUCUUCGCCUCGGGAGAUGGUGGCCCAGUUCCUCCUUGUGGAUGGCAAUGUGACCAACAUCACCACUGUCAACCUCUGGGAAGAGUUUGCGUCCAGUGACCUUGCGGACCUACACUUCCUGGAUAUGAGCCAGAACCAGUUCCAAUACCUGCCUGAUGGCUUCCUAAAGAAAAUGCCUUCCCUCUCCCACCUGAACCUCAACCAGAAUUGCCUGAUGACGCUCCACAUCCGAGAGCACGAGCCCCCAGGGGCACUCACUGAGCUGGACCUGAGCCAGAACCAGCUGUCAGAGCUGCACUUGGCCCCGGGGCUCCCCGGCUGCCUGAGGAGCCUCCGGUCAUUCAACUUGAGCUCCAAUCAGCUCAUGGGUAUCCCCACUGGCCUUUUUGCUGAUGCCAGUAACCUCACUACAAUUGACAUGAGCCACAAUCAGAUCUCACUUUGUCCCCAGCCGGCUGGCUUGGACCUCCCGGCCCCCCCAAGCUGUGUGGAUUUUAGGAACGUGGCGUCUUUGAGGAGCCUCUCUCUCAAGGGCUGCGGGCUGGGGGCAUUACAAGACUGCUCGUUCCAGGGGACUGCCCUCACCCACUUAGACCUGUCUGGCAACUGGGGGGUUCUGAAUGGGACCGUCGCCCCUCUCCGGGGUAUCGCCCCCACGUUACAGGUCCUGUCUCUGAGGAAUGUGGGCCUCAGUUCUAGCUUCAGGGAGUUGGACUUCUCUGGGUUUGGGAAUCUGAGAGACUUGGAUCUGUCAGGGAAUUCUUUGACCAGUUUCCCACGGUUCAGGGGCAGCCUGGCCCUGCAGACCCUGGAUCUCCGCCGAAACUCGCUCACAGCCCUUCCCCAGGGGGCCGUGUCUGAGCAGCUCACGAGAAGUCUGCGGACCAUCUACCUCAGUCAGAAUCCGUAUGACUGCUGUGGGGUGGAGGGCUGGGGGUCCCUGCAGCGCCUGCACGCCAUUGCCGAUUCGGCCAUGGUCACUUGCAACCUCUCCUCCAAGGUCAUUCGCCUGAUUGAGCUGCCCGGAGGCGUGCCUCAGGACUGCAAAUGGGAGCGGGUGGACAUGGGCCUGCUGUACCUCGUGCUCAUUCUUCCCAGCUGCCUCACCCUGCUGGUGGCCUGCACCGUCAUCUUCCUCACUUUCAAGAAGCCCCUGCUUCAGGUCAUCAAGAGCCGCUGCCACUGGUCUUCCAUAUACUGACCUGGCCACGUGCCGAGAUUAGAAAUGGGGUCUGUGCGUGGAAGAACCCUUUCUCUGCCAGAUUUCCGGAUCUGACGCAGAGAACAAAUCCAGUGAAUUGAGGUUUAAGUGAAAGUUUAAAAUGUUUCCAGCCCUUAGUUGCCCCACGUUCUUCUUCCAUCGUUGUGAAUCAUCCUCAUCAUCCUGGUAAAAUAUUUAUUAAGUGAUGUUCUGUGAAAAUAAAACACAUGUCUCAUAAAUAUUUUUUAAAUCAAA
Messenger RNA from Prionailurus viverrinus (fishing cat), 5863 nucleotides. RefSeq names its product negative regulator of reactive oxygen species (gene NRROS). The coding region runs from base 3530 to 5608 and encodes 692 amino acids. The record is from RefSeq and is a predicted model, not a curated record. The transcript is spliced from 2 exons. Lineage: Eukaryota; Metazoa; Chordata; Mammalia; Carnivora; Felidae. Gene Ontology annotation, molecular function: protein binding.